GCCACUGCUACCACGUUUUGAGCUUGUACACGCUCGCACGACAUGGAAAGACAUGCGAGACAAUACAAGGAUUCGGCAGAGUCUGCGCAGUCUGCCGCGAGCACGGAUCUGCCACCAGUGGAGACGAUUUGUAAGCAGUUGGAUGACAACCUCGCUGCAAGUUCGGCACUGAAGGUUUACCUGCGCAUCAGGCCUCGAGUCGGGGGCCGGCCGUUCACAGACCCGGCAUUUCAGCCUCUUGAUGACAAAACUGUGGAGUCCACCACAGCUACUCUGGAACACAAACAUCAAAAGCGAUUUAGCUUUACAAAGGUGUUUCCAGAGGGCAGCAGCCAGGAGCAGCUGUUUCAGGAGGCAGUGCAGGAUCCUGUGGAUGCCUUCAUCAACGGAGCCAAUGUGCUGCUCUUUGCAUAUGGCCCAACUAAUGGAGGCAAAACUUACACAAUGCAGGGCCCUCCUGCAGCACCAGGAGUUGUGCCUCGCACACUCGACAGACUGUUCAGGGUGCUUGGGCCUCAGGUGUGCGAGGGGGCACCAGUGCGCCCCGACUGUUUUGACGACGUUGUCCUGCUCAACGCAGAAGAGGAGGCCUCUGCACUCUUGCAGAAAAGCAAAUUGUUGGGUGAGAAGGGAGCCCGCAGUGCUGCAGAUUUCAGCACUUUCCAUCUGCCUGCAAGUGAAAGCGACGGAUCGCUCUUCCUAUCGCGCAGCAGUGACUACAGCUAUGAUGACAAAGCACAGGCGUUGCUGUGGCUCUCGUUCUACGAAAUCUACAAUGAGGGCAUCUACGAUCUGCUGCUCCCAUCGCUUGAGGCAGCUUCGAAGAAAACAGGCGGCCAGCGGCGCACCAUUCUGAAGCUUGGUGAAGACCGGGCCAAACGUUCAUUUGUGCGGGGGCUCGUUGAAGUGCCUGUGCACUCGGCCGAUGAAGCUCAUCGACUGCUCUGCCUGGCGCGCAACAACCAGAGCUUCGCUGAGACGCAGCUGAACCGCAGCUCGAGCCGCAGCCACUGUGUCUUCACUGUGCGGCUCGUAAGUUCCACUGUGGACAGCCGCAACGGCAGCCAAAACUGGCACGUCAACACAUUGAUGCUCUGCGACCUGGCAGGUUCGGAGAGGCCGUCCAAAGCUGGCACCGAUGGGUCGCGGCUUCGCGAAGCUGGCCGCAUCAACACCUCUCUCAUGGUUCUCAGCCGCUGCCUGGAAAGCCUACGUAACAAGAAGGACUCGUCAAAGAAUGCUUGUGUGCCCUUCAGAGAAAGCAAGUUGACAAAGGUGAUGCAAGCCUACUUCACAACUGGCGGUCAAGUAUCUCUGAUUGUCAACAUCUGCCCAGCCAUGUCCAUGCUGGAGGAGUCGCUGAACGCAUUGAAGUUCUCGGCUGUUGCCAUUGAAGUUGUGCCACAGCAGCUGGAACUGCGGCACACUCGCUGCAAAGAGGCAGUUCGUCGGCUGAGCGAGCGUUGGAGCCGUGCGAGUGGAGGGUUUUGUGCCUCUGCACUUUCACCGAUUCCAGCGGAAGACGUUGAAGCCGGAGCCUUGGAUGCAGACGCAGCAGAAGAGCUGUUCGAGACUAUCGAGGCACAACAGCGUGACCUGGAUGCACUUGAACGCGAACUCAAGGACACCCGAAGCCAACUCGCCUGGGCACAGAAGAUGGCUGCUGCAAACGAAGCUGAAGUCAACGACUAUAAGGAGAUGGUGAAAGACUUGGAGAGGUCGCUUCGCACACAGCGUGACCGUUCUGACCAGGAGAUGGCCAUUCGUGUCGAGAACGCCUGCGAGAUCACUCGGCUUGAGAUGUACCGCAAGGCGGAGCGAGGCUCAACUAUAGAACUUCUUGGACGCCUCGAGGAUGCACAGUGCCAGAUUGCUGAUCUCAAGAAAGAGCUGGCUGAGCAGGCGACUGUGCAGCAUGACUCGGUGGCUGAAGAUUGCAGGCAAGGGUCGCCUUCUCACUGGCAAUCCGUCCGUACCUCCAUUCCAAGAUCCCUACCGAUAAUAGCCCCGGUGGAAAUCCAGACCGAGGACAUCGACACUGGAGAUCCAACAGCUGCCGCACUGCAAGAACAGGCUCUACUCUCCAAAGCGGAAAGUGAGCUGCACGAUCUGCACAGCCGCCUCGAAGAGACUCUAUCUCUCCUGACCAGCGAGCUGCAGGCCCGCAAGGAUGCCGAGGUUGCGGCCGAACGAGCCUUCCAGCAACUCGGUGAUAUCCAACAAAGACUCUCGACACGAGAGGUUCAGCAAGAGGACUUAGAACGGCGCCUAGAAGAGCUGCAACGAGCUAAUGAUAAUAUGCAGAGGACAGCCGCAGAGUCUUACUGCAAGCUCGAGCAAAUGCGCCGCGACAUGAGGGAGCGUGAACUUGCUCUAGACGUGCUGAGAGAGCAGCUUGACAACAUGACAGAGGCCUUGCACGAGGCCGAGACCAAGGCCAGAGAGGAGGCUGCGCACAGAGCUUCUGCAGAAGAGCUUAGCAAGGCUGCUGCAGAGGAAGUUGUGGAGGUCCGCAGGUUGGCUCGCAAUGCGGAGGAGUCUCUGCACGAAGUGGAGUCGCGCCUCAAGGCAGUGCAUGAGGAGCUCCAGAUCUGCCGGGAGAAGCUGGUGGCCAGUGAGCAGUCUCGCCAAGCAGCCAUGACUUCUGUUGAAGCGAAGGAGGAAGAGCUGAGCCGCCUGCAGCAGGCCUUGAAGUCUGCCGAGGAGCAUGCAGAAGAAGAGGCCGCCAAUGAGAACCGCCAGCGCCGCACACGGCGCACAACACGGACCACCCGGCGUACCACAAGAGCCACUCGGUCAAAGGCUCAGUCGCUGGCAUCGUCCGAGCUAUCGGAUGGCGAUGCUGACUUCAAGACUCCACGCCGCACCCCACGUCGCACAAAGAAAUCGGUUGCACCCCCAGAUGACCCACUGGAGGAGGAGGAUGAGCACCGUGCUGUCCUCGCUGAUGACAAUGCCGAAGCAUCGCCACUUAAACGCCUUGGCAACUUCGUAGCUGGCAUGCUGUCCAUGGGCACGAGUAGUGGAGUGGCCACAAGUACACGGAAUCGACGCCAGCUGAUUUCCACUGACGCAGACUUCGUUGAGCUGCAUGAUGAACAGCCGCCAUCUGCUCCGCGUAGGACAACUGCACGCAGGAAGGCCAAGCAGUGACUUCCUUCAACUGUUUUAAAGUUCAUAUUUAAAUGUAUAUCAUGACGUGCAUGUUAACAUGCAUAUUUUUUAAUAGCACUUCUUUUUAGUCAUUUUAAGGGGAGACGCUGCUUCUGAAACAUGUUUCUUGUUUUUGAGCAUAUUAUUAAGAAACUUUCACAGCUUAUGUAUUUUUAUGUGCUGAUUUGAAACAUGCAAUUAUUGUUCUAAUACACUAUGUAGUUUUGAAAGCAUUAAAUAGUUCUGGUAUUUUUAGGAGCAGGCUUUAUUUCUAAACUGUGAGUUAUCAAGCAAAUCAGCAUAUCACAAUAACCUGGAAUGAAUACUGUAUGCAAUAAAACAAGAAUGGAUGUUCUAGGCCCAUUUGAACAAAAGUUAUGGUACUUUGAACAUUCCCAGCUUGAUCCCAGUUUGACCAAGCUCGACAUUGCUCACUUGCCAAAUGUUCAACGUACCAUAACUUGUUCAAAUUGGCCUAGAGCAUCCAUUCUUGUUUUAUUGCAUACAGUAUUCAUUCCAGGUUAUUGUAAUAUGCUGAUUUGCUUGAUAACUCUCAUAGUUUAGAAAUAAAGCCUGCUCCCAACAAUAUACAUGAAAUAUUUAUUUUGAAAACAGCAUAGUGUGCUAGAAAAAUAAUUGCACAUUUGAAAUCAGGACAUAAAAAUACAUAAGCUGCAAAAGUUUCAUAAACAUGUACUCAAAAACAAAGAAAUAUGUCUCCAAAGCAGGGUCCCCUCUUAAAGGAAACAUUGUGACAUGCAUGUUAAUAUGCAUAUUUAAUAUUUGUAAGGUAAUUGAUGCACAGUUUCCACACCAGAUGGAGACCUGCUGGCGACCUACCAUUUGAGCCAGCCAUAUUACUUUUAUUGCAAAUAGUCUUCAUUUUGUACAGCAACUUUCAUUGUACUUUUAUAUCACUUUUUAGCAAAAUGUCAUUUAAUAUUCUUCAGCAUUCCUUUACUUGCCACCACUAUAUGUCUUAAGCUUGAAUA
Messenger RNA from Rhipicephalus sanguineus (brown dog tick), 4145 nucleotides. Its product is annotated as kinesin-like protein subito. Gene Ontology annotation, cellular component: nucleus; spindle microtubule. Gene Ontology annotation, biological process: microtubule-based movement; mitotic spindle assembly. The coding region runs from base 43 to 3153 and encodes 1036 amino acids. NCBI's taxonomy places the organism in Eukaryota, Metazoa, Arthropoda, Arachnida, Ixodida, Ixodidae. The transcript is spliced from 13 exons. Gene Ontology annotation, molecular function: microtubule binding; ATP binding; plus-end-directed microtubule motor activity. The record is from RefSeq and is a predicted model, not a curated record.